UAGAUCUAGUUCUGUGAUUUUUUUUUACUGUUACUCCAUUUUUUUAAUUUCACGGAUACGAUAAUGAAGAAAUGUGCUGGAUUUUGUAUUACAUAAGAUUAGCUGCGCAUUAAACAUAGCAAGCGUAGUCAACAAGGCUAGUUGAGUUGAGAGUUGAUUUCUGUGUUCGAUCGCACACACGAUGAACCCCAGAGCCAAUUUUGUCAUAAUGGCACUCAGAGAAAAUACAAUAAACUUUGAACUGGAUACAGAUACUAGGAUGGCAGCACAGUGUUUAUUAGCGAUGUCAAACAGACAGAAUGAUCAUACGUAUGUGUUGACGUGCGAUCCACCGAUUUGUGAAACCAACAUCGGGAACGAUGAAAUAAAACAAGAAUGCUACGAAGAUAAUCAAGGACACUCAGAUUGUCGAUCAGACUUUUUGCCUGUUGGUGAUUGUUUGAGUGCAAAUUUAGUUGCACGAAUAUUGACUGAUCUUAAAACAAUAAAACAAGACAAUAACUACCAUGAAGAUUUUAAUAUUUCUGUCUCUAGGCCGAGUUCUAUCGGAUCGUAUGAAAACACUUCGGCUUCGAAAAACGGAUCGACCACGCCUACUCUGGACCGAAGACUUAUGGAAGACGCAUUAAUUAAGGCCAACAGCAUUCACGGGAAAAAAAUUCAUACUUGUCCUUAUUCAGGGUGUGGAAAAUCGUACAAUAAAAGUUCUCAUUUAAAAUCUCACAUCAGAACGCAUACAGGAGAGCGCCCAUUUGAGUGUAAUUGGGAUGGUUGUGAAAAAAGGUUUGCCAGAUCUGAUGAGUUGACACGUCACAAAAGAACACAUACAGGGGAAAAGAAUUUCAAAUGUCCCAUGUGUGAGAAAAGAUUUAUGCGCAGUGACCACCUAAAGAAGCACGCCAAACGUCAUGCCCUCUACCACCCCAGCAUGAUUCCUACAGGUAUGAGGCACGCCAUCUCCCACAGCCACUAUCCUACAGACCUGCCAUACCAGGCCCUGUCAGAUGACCAGGAUCUCUACAGUGAUGGGACAUCUCAUGAGUCAAACUCGAGUCCUUCUGCGCCAUUAUAACUUAGCAGGUUAAAGUUCAAUGUUCUCAGGCUGCUAAUAUUUGACAGUGUUAAUUUCUUGACAGUGUGCCCAAUUAGACUGUCAUUGAAGUUUUAUCCUUAUGGUUUUUAGAUCUAGAGUAAACCUUAGUACUAGUUUAAGCUGUUGAGUAAAAUACAAUACUUUUGUAACAUUUUGCUUUGUAUUGGUUUGUUGAUUGGGAUAUAACUCAUCAUGCAUUGCUAUUAUUUCCAUGCAUGUUCUGUACAUUUUUUGAUGUGUUACUGACUUACGACAAUUAAAAACAUUGCCUUAUUAAUGUUGACAACUCCAUGCCAUUCUGUAUUAAACUGUUGCAUUCAUGACAAAUUAUACUUCUAGAUUUAAAUGUUUGCUUUUAAUGAUAAGACAGCCAUUUUUCUUCUUUUAUCAUAAUUACAACUCCACCUUUUAAUUGUUAACCUUCAAGAUAAUGCUAGUUGGCAUUGGAUUUGAGCAAGCUAAAAAGUCUGGUCUAUCUGCUGCAGAUCUCAAUGUUAUUGUUUGUAAAACAUUGUAGAACAGAGUGGUUAUAUUUGUUUACUACAUCAUAAAUGUUUUCCCCUCCCCCACUCCUUACUUGUAUGACUGUUUAGUUUGGCAACAGCAUGCUUUAGUGAAAGCUGUCAAUGUGCCCAGUCAUUUAAAAUAACUUACUUUUUCUACACUGGUUUUUAAAAACGUGAAUUUAAUUUUCCAACAGAAUAUAUCUGUCUUAAAUUUGAGUACAUGCUGUUUUUGUUUUAAAAUGUCUACCUUCCUUCUGAUCUGCAUACUUCUUAAUUUUUUUUUCUCAAUGUAUCUCUGCUAUAUAUUUACAUAUCCCUAUUUGUAUUGUUGAAAUGGUAGUUAAUCAUUUUCACUUGUAAAGUAUCCAUUUUGUCUUUUUCACUCUUAUUUUUUUUAUUCACUUGUAAAAGAAAGAGCAUUAUUAUUAUUUGGUUCUGGAGCUAAAAAAACAACAAAAUAUCUUAAGGCCAGUAAUUAAGAAGUGAACUUAAUGAUAAUCAAAUCUGUUGCACAUUGCCUAAAGUUUGAUAAUGACUUUGUAUCUUGAUUUGCUCUUUGUUAAAUGUUGAGUAAGCUAGCAAAGUGUGAACAAUCAAGGCUAACUAUUAACUUGAACUUUUUGAGAAGACUCAUUUAUAAAUGCUCAGUAUUAACUAGCUUAAGAAUUAUGUCUUGGCUGUCUACUGUAUAUAUAAAAAGUUAAAAACUCCAUCCAUUUUUUUAGGCAAAACGUGUAAGAAACCAAACUGUAAAUAAUGCUCAGGUUUUUUUUUGUUUUUUCUGUUCAAUACCUUUUGGUGUUGAAUCCGUCCCAUUUCACCAUUAUACUGUGUUCAUGUGAAUGCCACAAAUUUAUCUUCUUACAAUCUUUUUCUCCAAAUGAGCAUGGUCAACUAUAAAACAGGGUCUUUAAUUUAUUGAUUGUUUGUAAUAAUGGUAGAUGACACAUUUCUUGUCUUAGGUUAUAAACAAUAUGCAUUGUGUUCUAUAGAAUUGAUUUUUCUCAAAAAUUAAUUAUGUAGUCAAGCAAUGGUUUAGUGUUUUUGUAUGUUGAUAUAUAAUUGUUUUAAUAAUCAUAUUGCUGUAAUUAUUGUUGUAGGUAUGUUUGUAGAAUGGUUU
Messenger RNA from Physella acuta, 2719 nucleotides. Its product is annotated as Krueppel-like factor 9. Lineage: Eukaryota; Metazoa; Mollusca; Gastropoda; Physidae. The record is from RefSeq and is a predicted model, not a curated record. Gene Ontology annotation, molecular function: RNA polymerase II cis-regulatory region sequence-specific DNA binding; DNA-binding transcription factor activity, RNA polymerase II-specific. Gene Ontology annotation, biological process: regulation of transcription by RNA polymerase II.